Manihot esculenta (cassava) is the source of this 822-nucleotide messenger RNA. RefSeq lists its product as uncharacterized. The record is from RefSeq and is a predicted model, not a curated record. Lineage: Eukaryota; Viridiplantae; Streptophyta; Magnoliopsida; Malpighiales; Euphorbiaceae. The transcript has a single exon. Bases 1 to 822 code for a protein of 273 amino acids.
AUGUUCAACGCCAUCACCAACACUUCGUCAACUUCCAUUAUUAAAGACGCACUGCCCUCUUUUAAGGACAUAUACCCUUUAAAGAAUAUAUUUUUGCUUGCAUAUAGGGCACUUGAUGAGAUGGAUCAAACUGAGCACCAGGAGCUCCUAGAAGGUGGCCGAGUAGUCCGUGAUAAGUACCAGUUGCUUAGAAGGAUUCUGCAGUUUCUUGUCGCUGGGCUGUCUCUCUUCUCUUUGUUUCUUUGCUUCUACAUGGGCUUUUCUUUGUUUCCAAAAUCCUUCUGUGUCUACUUCAAUGCUCGUCUACUCUCACUCUUUGCUCAUACACUUGAAAGGAAGUACAUGUUUCUCAUUUGCAAUGGAAUCCUUGCUUUUCUCGCCAAGAGUUCAAUUUCUUGCACAUCUUCAUCUUCUAGGUUUGAUCUUGUUGACCAGUUAUCGCCAAUGAAACCAACUGUUGCUGAUAUUGCAUCCAUUCAAGAAGUUGCUUUGUCAGCCAAAGCAGAAGAAGCAGACAAAGAAGAAGAAGAAGUAGAAGAAGCAGCACCAGCAGCUGCAAAUCAUGAACAAGAACUACAAGAACAAGAGAGAGAGACUUUGCAGAAGGGAGAAGGUGAAGAUUUGACAGUAGAAGAUGAAGGAAAUGAAGAAGAAAGAGGAGGGGGUUUAGUGUGGAAAAACGAAGAAGAUGACCAAGAAGAAGAAGAAGAAAAUGAGGAGGUAGCUAGUACAGAGGAAUUGAACCGGAAAGUUGAAGAGUUUAUAAGGAAAAUGAAGGAAGAAAUCAGGGUUGAAGCUUACCAACAAUUAAUUGCAGUGUAA